AUGGUUUCAGAAGGCAAAGAGCGAGCUACUGAACAUUUAUCCAAAGCAGAAUUAGCAUUUAUAGCUUUACUUGUCAACGUAGAAGGUGGUCUAGCCGAAGGUAAAGAUAAACCAAGAAAUUCAUAUGGAUUAUCAUUCGAAAAUAUUAAAAUUGUACGUGGUCAUAUGAAUCGAACAGCCGAUGGUACUAACUUCGAAUAUAGCCAAAGUUCAAAAGGUUUAAAAUUCAAAAUAGAAAAUGAAAAUGAUGAACAAAUAAAACAAGCUGCUGAAGAUGACGAAGUCAAAGAACCAAAAGAAGGUAAAACUUAUGUUGCUAUUCUUACAAAUCAAAAUAAUAUUGAAGUUCUUAUUGAAAUUGAUCCUCAUGAUAUCGCCGAAAUUAUUCAAAGUGCCCGAGACAAAGAAACAGCUACUUAA
Rotaria sp. Silwood2 is the source of this 420-nucleotide messenger RNA. The record is from the annotation of a GenBank genome assembly. Lineage: Eukaryota; Metazoa; Rotifera; Eurotatoria; Philodinida; Philodinidae.